UUAGUGAUAUCUCUCUUUUGGAAUCACGAUUACGGUCUCAAGACUUUUUGUUGGGAAAAAAAUUUCACUUCAAAUAUUUGUUUUGAAAGGGUUUUCAAUUUUUAGAAUAGUUCAAUUUGUCAUUUGUAUUAAUAAUUUAUAAUCAAAUUUGAAUACAGUUGACGCGAAAACACUGGUUUAUUGGUUGUUGGCUGUUGCUAUGGUUUUUGAUUUGCUGACAAACUUCAGUAAGAAGUACGAAAUAAAAAUUUCUUGCGUGAAAAAUGUUUAACAAAAUACCAAAAUCUUCAGGCCUGUAUCAAAUAAAAGGUAACAUUGAUCUACUGCAAUUAAAAGUUCACCUGCGUGCUAUGAAUUCUCUUCUAAAAUUACCGAGCUAUGGUAUUAAAGAGACAAAACUGGAAGAAUUUGAACAAUAUUGGACUUUUAGAAACAACGGUUCGCAAAAGUCAUUUGAAAACGAUAUUGUAGAUGUGGCCAUUAAAUGGCAACAGAAGCUCUUAAGUGCGGAAGAGGUAGAGCUGUAUAGUAGUUCGGACAACUGUACGACCGAUAUACAAAAGGAAUACCAUCAAUGGCUUACAGAGUUCAAAAAUAACCCAAAAAAGGACACACGCACGCAAAUAAGUCGAUUUAAGAAUUAUAAAACAUCCGACUUUCCAAAAAUGGCAAUCGGAAGGAAUUUAAUAUCGAUGGGUAAUGUGAUUUUUACGUAUGUUGAUAAAGAUGACUUUCGAACCAAAAAAAAUAUGAGUCAACAGAGAGAUACGUGGCAAGAGAAGCCAUCGGAAAUUAUGUACAUUUAUGCUGCUCUCAAUCCAGACACAAUGUUGGCUGUAUUAAAAUGGUAUGACGACUUGCAGCUGUUGCAUAUUUAUCCAAAUUUUACUGAUUAUUACUUUAAUACUUACUACAUUGAAAUCAAUACCAAUUAUCGCAACUUAUACUCAUAUGGCAUAGCAAAUGCGUCACCUGAAAUUAACUGCAGGAAUAGUGUUAUAAACUGCUUAACAUUCGUCCCUGAAUUAUUCCAUACUAAAGGUCAGAUGCUCAGGAGCUUUUCUUCAUCUCCUAAAACGACUCAAAAGUAUUUGCUGCUAUUUGAAAUAUUAGCUAUUUCAGGCACUGAAUAUAAAAGUAUCCAUGUACGUUACCAUAUCAAGACGCCACCCAGCUUUCUGCUUGAAGAUGGAAUAUUAGAUGCCACUACUCACUCCGUGUCGACAUCGUCAUCAUUAAAUAAGAGCAUUAAUAUCGGAUUUUGUUGGCAAAUGACGCUGGUUUGUAAAUCUAAAUACAGUCACAAACAUCGGUUACAUAUAUUCUUUGAAGUAAUAUCUACUGAUUCAUGGGAUCGUGAACGUGUAGAAGGCUACGCUUAUCAUGCAAUCAACCUACUACAAGUACACCAGGAAUGUGUGACGUUAAAAUGCAUGCGACCAAGGGUAGGCCUCUUUGAUGCUUUUACCCGUUACUUUAUUGGUGGCUUUCGUCACUCCGAUUUUAUUAAAUUUUUUGUAAACAUUCGCCAAGAACACAGAAAUGAAGUGCCUCCAAACUUUCACCUGCGCUAUAGUGCACAAAUGCAAAAUACUUGCCAGUUAAAUUUUAAAUGGCAAGAUAUCAAAGAACAAAAUUGUGAAUUGCUACAAACGUUCAAAGCAAGCAAACAUGACGUAAUAUUAGACGACAUUAUGAUAGCCUAUAGAAAAGCCAGAGUACGAUUAGAAACAAUAACGUUGAAAAAAUGUAAUAAAAAUAAAAUAUCAUAA
Messenger RNA from Glossina fuscipes, 1772 nucleotides. It is a transcript of the gene Mks1, whose product is annotated as Meckel syndrome type 1 protein homolog. NCBI's taxonomy places the organism in Eukaryota, Metazoa, Arthropoda, Insecta, Diptera, Glossinidae. The record is from RefSeq and is a predicted model, not a curated record. Gene Ontology annotation, biological process: cilium assembly. The transcript has a single exon. Gene Ontology annotation, cellular component: MKS complex. Bases 264 to 1772 code for a protein of 502 amino acids.